UCAGAGGAAGUAGGAUAAGCGAUUUUUCAACAAAACACGUCUGAGAUUGAAAAGAGCUUGAGGGUUCUUGUCCCAGGACUCCCUAGUCCCUCCCGCUGCUUAAUGGUCAAAGUCUGAAGUCCCACGACAACAACGACGUUGUAUUUAUAACUGAUGAGUAGCUCCUGAUGUUGAACAACAACAACAACAACCAUUACGAUUAGACCAUGGCUUUCUUUUCUGGUUUCUUUGACGAGUGCCAGAAAAAAUGUGUUGUGGACAGCCACGAAGUCGAGAUCGUGCAUGCAGGGUCGUCGUCGCCUUAUUACCUUAAGGGUUCGUACAACGCGAACAUCACAUCUUAUGGAGGUAAGGCUUUGGCGUGCUUUUCAAAUAUGCUUUGUAAAGUAGGUUGGGCAGGUGCAGUUGCAGUAUGAUGCGCAAAAAAGCUAAAACAUUUUAUUCAACGUAGUACAUCCCGUGAUGUUAUUCACUAGUACCAGUACUAGCAGAAUCUACUUCAUAUAAUGAGAAGAGAUAAAAAGAUUUCAAUUGGGACUAGUAGGAUGACCCAAGAAAGGACAUCAGGUUGAUGUUACAAGGAUAAGAAGAAAUAUUCUUACGAAAGAUCGGACAUUACUAAGAUUAGAUGAAUAGAAGCCCACGCUAAUGAGAGCGCAUACGGAGGCGCUGUCAAAAGUAGCUUCUUUCCUUUUCCAGCAGCGGACGACGUGACUACUGGAACGCAAGGGAGCUCGUCUAGUUCAUCAUCCUCACUCAACACGGGACCAACAAUCCUAGAAGCAGGAAAAAGAAGGGCAUCUCUGUACGGUGAGUCUGUUGCUGAUGGACUGUUGCAACCAUGCUGUUCCGUAUCCCCUUCGAGAACGCUGGCGACCAGGCGGAAGAGUUUAAGGAUGUAGUUCAGUGAAACGCUAAACAAGUUGUACAACAUGAACUACAAUGGAAAUCUACUUCUUUUUACACAACGCAAAUCUACUUCUUUUUAGACGGUUAUUCAUCUUGGUAAUGGCAGUAGUGCAAGUAUGACUGCUGCAAGUGAUGACAUAGUACACGUCACGACACUUACCUUUUCAUGACCUACUUCAUCAACGAGCACAUCCACUAGAGGAGCAGGAGGUGCAUUCGUAGGAAUAACUGGCGGAGGAACUACGGCCAUUGCGUCCCUUCUAGGCGCACAACCUCAGAAUUCGGACAUUCCAAUAUCCCGACUCGUCCACGAUUCGCAAGGAGAAAAGCGUCUUUCCGUACAUGAACUGAAUCAACCUGACGGUCUGGUGAACAACGGCGGUUCAGCACGAAAUAAUCCAGCGCAAAAUUUCUUAUGAUGUGCUGCGUUGUUUUUGUUUUUCGUCGCCUUGAUUCUAUUUUGCUUCUCCUCGUUCUUUUUAACGCAUCAGUAUGAUACUUCUGUCUCCCGUUUUAUCCCUCUGGGGAUGGUGGAUGCCCAUCCUUCCAACCUUGAUUUGAAAAAAGUUGAGAACAAGCUGAAAGUGGAACCCAAACGAAACUACUGCUCUUCAAAUUCUUUCAGCUUCUAAGCUUCAGCGGUAUAGCCAGCGCAAGUCCCGGCUUACCGUACAGAAACCUGGAGUUGACACUCUCAAGGCUUCCACCAGCGCAAGAAUUGGGGUUAUUGCGGAGUACGGCGUCCAUCUUCUCAUGAUGCGUCAAUCUUCUCCUGAUGCGUCAAUCUUCUCAUGAUGAAGCAUGAUCCUCAGACUGAAAUUUUACUGAAGUACGUAGACUAUAAUGUUAAUGACCACGACUGGCACUGGUAUGCUAGAGAUUAAUGACACGUCCUUGUCCUUCAUCGGGAUCAUUUCACCCCAGGAGGUCUAGUGACUUACUAUGAUUUCUCUUGCGGGUACUACAAUUUUCGGAAGUCCGGUAUCUGCAACUAGCUGUUCUUCGUGUAAAGAUGAAGAAGAAGACUCUGAUAUCUUCUAUCGUUGAAGAUGAAGAUGACGACAUCGAUUUCAUGGGUAAUCUCUCGCCGUGUUGUAAGGAGCAAAGAUAAUCGUAAAAUAAUAUAAAAAUAAGCUCGCGAAGG
This is a messenger RNA of Amoebophrya sp. A25, 2053 nucleotides long. The record is from the annotation of a GenBank genome assembly. NCBI's taxonomy places the organism in Eukaryota, Dinophyceae, Syndiniales, Amoebophryaceae.